Molecule: messenger RNA, 3049 nt
Organism: Oncorhynchus keta (chum salmon)
Lineage: Eukaryota; Metazoa; Chordata; Actinopteri; Salmoniformes; Salmonidae
Product: inhibin beta A chain-like
Exons: 2
Coding region: 511-1725 (404 amino acids)
Biological process (GO): SMAD protein signal transduction; BMP signaling pathway
Cellular component (GO): extracellular region
Molecular function (GO): cytokine activity; hormone activity; growth factor activity
Source: RefSeq, a predicted model, not a curated record
ACAGGGAGAGGUACAGAAGGAGAGAGAGAAAGCGAGAGAGAGAGACAGCAAAGAGAGCCCUGCCCACUCUCACAAAACCAUUCAACUUGUGCACAGUGAGCACUCACAGACUCCUACAGAGACCUACUCUUCCCUGGGGUAACCUUCUGAGGACGACUGACCUUCCCACACAAAACCUCCCAAGGAUCAGACAUCAUCUCCACUCCAGCACUGGCAAGACCAUCUUCGGUCCACACCUCUCCUUCUUCAGCCAGCUCUCCUUUUUAAACACAAGGAUUAUUCUUUUUCGUUCUCACUUUUAGGUGUCACUUUUUAAACUUUUAUUCCAAGUCUUACAGCACUGCUGACUAAAUUUAUUUUUCCAGAGCUUACCUUGUCUGGAGGAGUUUUUAAAAUCUCUUUUGGCAGAAGGACUGAUAUUUUUCCCCCACUCUCAUCAUUUCACCUACUAGUUGGUGCUCGCUGCGCUGCUCUCUACGUUGUCCCGGCAGCAGACCUGUCUAGUCCAGGAUGUCUCCUUUGCCCCUGCUGAGUGGGAUGUUGCUACUCUUUGCCCAUAGCUGUGGCGGGGCCGGCUCUUUGUCCGUGGCGAUGGGUGGUGGCCAGACGCCACCACAGACCCAGUCCCAGCUGGUGCCGGAGGUUACCGACUGCCCUUCCUGUGCCCUGGCGCGGCUCAACGAGGAGGAGGAUGACAGCAAACCCGAGGUGGUGGAGGCAGUGAAGAGGCACAUCCUCAACAUGCUGCACCUACAGGUGCGGCCCAAUGUUACGCACCCGGUGCCCCGCGCUGCUCUGCUCAAUGCCAUCCGCAAGCUGCACGUGGGAAGAGUGGCCGAGGACGGCAGCGUCCAGAUCGAGGAUGGGGGCCACGGGCGCCCAGAUGCCGCCGACAUGGUCGAGACGACUGAGAUCCUUACCUUCGCAGAGGCCGGUGACUCCCAGGGUGUGGUCAACUUCCUCAUUUCCAAGGAGGGUGGUGAGCUGUCUCUGGUGGAGCAGGCUAAUGUAUGGAUCUUCCUCCGGCUGGCCAAGACCAAUCGCAGCCGUGCCAAGGUCACUAUACUCCUGUUGCAGCAGCGCCAUGGCGGAGACGGCCAUGAAGAGUCUGUGCUACUGGCCGAGAAGGCAGUGGACACGCGGCGCAGUGGCUGGCACACUUUUCCCGUGUCAGCCAGCGUCCAGGCCCUGUUGAAGGGUGGCGGAAGCAUGCUCAGUGUGAAGAUCUCCUGCCCGCUGUGCGCCAAUGCUGGCGCCACACCCAUCCUGGUGUCGACCAGCGGCAACCAGGAGCGUGAGCAGUCCCACCGGCCCUUCCUCAUGGCGGUAGUGCAGCAGGGCGAGGGCGGCGAGCCACGGCGACGCCACAAAAGGGGCCUGGAGUGUGACGGCAAGGUGCGUGCUUGCUGCAAGCGCCAGUUCUAUGUCAAUUUCAAGGACAUUGGCUGGAGCGACUGGAUCAUAGCACCGGGGGGCUACCACGCCAACUACUGUGAGGGCGACUGUCCCAGCCACGUGGCCAGCAUCACAGGCUCCUCUCUGUCCUUCCACUCCACCGUCAUCAAUCACUACCGCAUACGGGGCUACGCGCCCUUCCAGAACAUUAAGUCGUGCUGCGUGCCCACGAGGCUACGCGCCAUGUCUAUGCUCUACUACAAUGAGGAGCAAAAGAUUGUCAAAAAAGACAUUCAGAACAUGGUCGUAGAGGAGUGUGGCUGCUCGUAAAAGCCUGGCGGAGCUGGUGGGGCUUGGAAGUUGGUCUCAUGCCCAGAGAGACAGAACUAAACGGAAGAGGCCCUUUAUCUCUCUCUCUCUCUUGCGUGCAAGACACUGUCAAGACCAACUUUUAUUUGGACUCAAUGACUGGCUUGUUCUCCAUCGUUGGCAAGUCCAGGGGGUAUCUAUAACUCAGAGAAAUCUCUGUGGCACUUUCAAAAAAAAUAAAAAUAAUAUCUAAUAUAUUUUUGUUACAAAACAAAGGGAGGGAGGUGAGAGGAUAUUUAUGUGACCCAGAUGCGGUGUAGUUGCUCCUUUCAUGUACUGCAAGAUGAGAGACCAUGCGAAUGAGGUGCCUGAAAAAUAUACAGUUGAAGUUGGAAAUUUACAUACACCUUAGCCAAAUACAUUAUUUAAACUCAGGUUCACAAUUCCUGACAUUUACUCCUAGUAGAAAUUCCCUGUCUUAGGUCAGUUAGGAUCACCACUUUAUUUUAAGAAUGUGAAAUGUCAGAAUAAUAGUAGAGAGAGUUAUUUAUUUCAGCUUUUAUUUCUUUCAUUACAUUCCCAGUGGGUCAGACGUUUACAUACACUCAAUUAGUAUUUGAUAGCAUUGCAUUGCCUAAAUUGUUGAACUUGGGUCAAACAUUUCGGGUAGCCUUCCACAAGCUUCCCACAAUAAGUUGGGGGAAUUUUGGUCCACCGCACCAAAGUACAUUCAUCUCUAGGAGACAGAACACGUCUCCUUCCUGAGCGGUAUGAUGGCUACGUGGUCCCAUGGUGUUUAUACUUGCGUACUAUUAUUUGUACAUUUGGAAAUUUCUCCCAAGGAUGAACCAGACUUGUGGAGGUCUACCAUAUUAUUUCUGAGGUCUUGGCUGAUUUCUUUUGAUUUUCCCAUGAUGUCAAGCAAAUAGGCACUGUGUUUGAAAGUAGGCCAUGAAAUACAUCCACAGGGACACCUCCAAUUGACUCGAAUGAUGUCAAAUAGCCUAUUAGAAGCUUCUAAAGCCAUGACAUCAUUUUCAGGAAUAUUCCAAGCUGUUUAAAGGCACAGUUAACUUAGUGUAACUUCUGACCCACUGGAAUUGUGAUACAGUGAAUUAUAAGUGAAAUAAUGUCUGUAAACAAUUGUUGGAAAAAUGACUUGUGUCAUGCACACAGUAGAUGUCCUCGCCGACUUGCCAAAACUAUAGUUUGUUAACAAGAGAUUUGUGGAGUCGUUGAAAAACGAGUUUUAAUUACUCCAACCUAAGUGUAUGUAAAAUUCUGACUUCAACUGUCCAAACUAUGCAACUUGUCAAGUAUUACAAUUCAUAUUUUUUUUUGCCUG